Messenger RNA from Exophiala bonariae, 1953 nucleotides. RefSeq lists its product as uncharacterized. The record is from RefSeq and is a predicted model, not a curated record. Lineage: Eukaryota; Fungi; Ascomycota; Eurotiomycetes; Chaetothyriales; Herpotrichiellaceae. The coding region runs from base 1 to 1953 and encodes 650 amino acids. The transcript has 8 exons.
AUGGCGAUAGUAAAUGAAUUAUCAGCUGGGAGUGGCCAUAAUCAGGCCCCGGAUAUGGUUAUUGGGGUGGACUUUGGCAUGACACAGACUGGGGUUUCAUAUUGCUCAGCACCGUGGACAAAUCCAAAGUCAUUCCAACACUGGUCGGGAAAUGUCAAUGAAAUCGCCAACAAGGUUCCAACUCGAGUCGCUUACGACAUCCAUACGGGCAAGUUGAGAUCGUGGGGGUUUGGCUGUGAUCUUCGAGAUCCAAACUUGGAUGUUGUCGAGCAUUUCAAGCUAUACCUCGAUCCAGAUUACAAGGAUGACUAUGCGGAUAUCAGUUGUGCAGAUGCUCAAAAGUUCUUCUACGAUUUUCUAUUUCUCAUCCAUGAACAUGUGGCCCAUCACUUUCGAAUGCGAAUUCCUAACUGGGGUCGGAUGAGAGUUGAAUGGAUCUUCAGUGUACCUACGACUUGGCGCGAUGCUGCAUUCAUUCAUGGACUGGAAACUUUGAUCAGAAGUGCUGGCUUUGGCAAAGAUGGAAAUCUCCACUCGUGUCGAAUUACGCUGACCGAAGCCGAAGCCGCUGGUAUAUCAGUUGCCAACCAGUAUCUUGAUAGAAACGAUGUGAUCUUGGUUUGCGAUGCUGGAGGUGGUACAACUGACGUCAAUAUACUGAAACUAGUCUCUGACAAGGGUCAGCCACUCAGACUAGAUCCAUUGUCAAGAACUGAAGGGAAACCCAUUGGGUCAGCAUUGAUUGACAUUCGCAUACAGCAAUUACUUGAGCGAUACUUGCAGAAUAUUGCACACAUGUUGACAAAACCUCCUUCAGAAGUUGCCGAACAAAUGAUGAUUGGUCGAUUCGAGAGAUUCAAAUGCAAUUUUGGAGCACCUGGCUCAAACAUCCCCUACUUGCUUUUAGAUGUGCCUGAUCUUCCUCCUGGACAAUACAUUCCUCAAGCGAAUGUAGUCAACUCUCAAAUCCGAAUUACUUCCGAGAUUCUAAAAAAUGUGUUCGAUGAGCAGGUCGAUGGACUUGUGUCCUUCGUGCAUGAUCAGGUCAAAGACCUACACUUCCGACGGCCUGGCGAAAAAGUCGACUAUAUCAUCCUUUCUGGGGGAUUAGGGUCUUCACCCUAUGUCCAAGACAGGCUCAAAUGGCAUUUUGACGAGCAAAACACCAUGAACAUACCAGCAGCGAUCGGACUUAGAAUCCUGGCAGCCGAAGAACCCCAGCUUGCUGUCGUACAUGGACUUGUACUCGACAGGGCACAGCAAGUAUCUCAGACUUUGGAUCCAAUAACAUCUCGAUAUGCAAGAGUUAGUUAUGGUAUUGUUGUGAAUCAACGCUAUGAUCCUAAGAUUCAUGAAGGUAUAACCUCUACCAAAGACCCUCGAGAUGGAAAGAAAUGGGUCGUUGAUCAGGUGGAAUGGCUAAUUCGACAGGGCGAGACGAUUCGUCCAGAUGGAUUCAUCAAACGAUUGAGGGCAAAGGUUGACCCGAUGCAAUUGAGACAACCUUGGCACGCUCAUUUUGUGAUGACAACAACGCCUCCUCCACAACUACCAACGGCAUUAUCAGAUCCUCGAGUCCAGACAGUUUGUGUGGUCCAAGCAGAUGUUUCACAAACGAAGCGAAUUGUGAAAAAUGGACACUGGUACAACCUCUCUCAGCGGUAUGAGCUGACACUUCUUGACGUGCGAAUUCUGCCGGGAUCGGCGGAUCUGAAAGUCGAAGUUUGGAACGACGGGAGAAAGUUGAAUGGCGAGAAUGAUCAAGUGGAAUUCAAAUGGGAAGACCGGCUAGGGACUCCUGCCUGGCACUCCUAUACUCCCCCGUUGGACAGGACUUUGAGCCCAUCAGGAAGUCCACCUCAGCUAUCGCCUUCGUCCAAUGGCGACUAUGGCCAUCGACUGAGCAAUGUACCAUCAGCGCGAUUCUCAAGGACAUCAUACGGGCCUGGUUGA